UCCUCUUCACGUCCUGGAAGUGCUAGAUCCAGACGGCGCGCACGGCCAACAAGCCAUAAUAAGCGCCUAGUGUCUUCUGAUCUUGAUCUCUGUCCGCUUGGUGAGGUGCUAAGUGAGGAUGAGGAGACUAAGGAUGAACUUGAUGAAGGACGAAGCGAAUUGUCUAUAGGCACCUCAUCCGAUUUUUCUGCCAAAGGGAAAGUUGGGAAGUUGGAGGAGGAUGGGGAAGAGGAAAUUUACUCCGCUGUUUCUUGGAAUCCUGAACACGAAAUGAAACUGAGUGGAGGCAAGUCAGAGUCGCCCGUCACCUACAGUCCUUUCGACCUCCGUCUGGCCCUACACGAGGUGAACAACAACAAUUAUGGUAUCAGUUUGCUUGGAAGAGAUCACUCCCCAGACUUUAUGCUGCAAGAACUUGUGUACUGGGAGCCAGUGGUGAGUGUGAUUCGUUUUCAAACUCAUGUAUUCAUCUUUUAUGUCAAAAAAGUGACUAUUCGACUUGGAAUAAAAUUGUAUAAGAGACGAGGGUCAUAA
Protopolystoma xenopodis is the source of this 534-nucleotide messenger RNA. The record is from the annotation of a GenBank genome assembly. Lineage: Eukaryota; Metazoa; Platyhelminthes; Monogenea; Polystomatidea; Polystomatidae.